UCUCCUUAGAGAGAAGACAGCUAAUCUGCUGGUCUCUGCCAUGCACUAGGCAAAGAACUGAGAUGAUUGCAUGUUCUUUCUUAAUGCUUGUGUUUUGUUGUUGCUAAUCUUUCCCUCCAUGAAGCUGAUGCCUGUGGGAUGCAGCUGGGAAGACAGGAUCAUCAGGCUUAAAGGAACAUAAAUUCUUGCUAAAAUGGCACUGGCCAGUUCGAUUCCUAGCAAAGCAGCACCACCACACUCCAGAAAAGUUUCUGCAGCAGGGGUGGAAGUGCACCAGAGCAAGAUGGAUUUUUUCUGCAAGCUGGGCUAUGGUAAGCAGGACAUCUGCAAAGUGCUGGAGAACCUGGGCCAAGAGGCCCUGGAGGAUGAUGUGCUGAAAGAGCUGAUUCGGAUGGGGAGCAAACCUCAGGCUCUGGAGAACCAGGCUCAGCCUUCCCAGCUGAAGCUGGUUGCCCGAGGAUCGUGCAGCACCGCACUGGGGCCAAAGUGGCUUGGAGAAGAUGAAAGUGAUUCUUCUGAUUCUCUGAGGCCCAUUGUGAUCGAUGGCAGCAAUGUCGCAAUGAGUCAUGGAAACAAGGAGGUGUUCUCCUGCUGGGGGAUCCAGCUGGCGGUGGAUUGGUUUCGAGAGAGGGGGCACACUUACAUCAAGGUUUUUGUCCCACUCUGGAGAAAGGAACCCCCUCGACAAGAGAGCCCCAUUGCAGACCAGUACAUCCUUGAGGAGCUGGAGAAGCAAUCCAUCCUGGUGUACACACCCUCUCGGAAGGUGAAAGGCAAGAGGGUGGUUUGCUAUGACGAUCGCUACAUAGUGAAAGUUGCUUACGAGAGAGACGGAGUCAUUGUUUCCAAUGACCACUACCGGGAUCUCCAAAAUGAGAACCCCGAGUGGAAAUGGUUCAUUGAGCAGCGACUGCUCAUGUACUCUUUUGUCAGUAACAGGUUUAUGCCUCCCGAUGAUCCAUUAGGCCGGCAUGGACCCACCUUAAGUAACUUCCUCAGCAAAAAGCCAGUGCUUCCUGAGAAAAAAUGGCAGCCUUGCCCUUAUGGUAAAAAAUGCACCUAUGGCAAUAAAUGCAAAUUUUACCAUCCAGAGAGACAGCAUCAAGCUCAGCUUUCAGUUGCUGAUGAGCUCAGGGCCAAAACAAAGGUCCCGUUAGCCCCGGGGAAAGAGGAGGAGAGGUGCCAGUGCUCACCGUGCGAAGCCUGCACAGAAACUCUGCGGGAAGCCAGAGGCUGCUCCGGGCCUUCCUGCUGCCCAGGCAGGCCCCAGGGCAGCUGCUCGGAGCAGACAUUCCGGGCCUGGCCCAGCAGUCCUGGCUCUGACCUGCGGCUGGACCAGCGCUUGCCACAGCCAGAGCCGCUCCUGGAGGCGAUGUCGGGCUUGUCCAUCAGUGACGGCGCCUACGGCUGCGGCUGGUCCGUAUGCACCUCUGGGGACAGGGCGGUCAUGGACAGCCCUCACCCCUGCUCCGGCCUCAGGCACAAGCUGCUCGCACUCGGCCACCCUCAGGGCUUGGAGCGCCCCGGCUCCCCGCGCUGCCCCUUCCAGGGAGCGCCGCCCGCGCAGGGCGGGAUGUGCCCGGAGCGCGGCUGGGCCCGGGAGCGCCCUGCCGGGCACGGAACAGGCCACGGGAGCCGCUCCUUCCCUCGUGGUGCUCGGCACCAACAGGCCCUGCAGACCCAGCACCCUCUUGUGCCGCAGUGCACAGCUCUGUGCCCCGACAGGCUUCCCCCGUACGGGCAGCCCCAGCCGCAGCCGCAGCGCGGCGUCCCCAGGCCACCCCCGGGACAGCCCUUGCGCUUGGAGUCCAGCAAGGGAACGGGCUUAUUCCAGAAAGCCCGUGCUUACCCCGAUGCCUCUUAUGGGGACUACUGGCCCACCCCAGCUGCAAGGCCACCCUCUGCCCGGCAAAUAAACAUACACAGGGAGCUCUGCUCCCCUUAUCCUUACGGUGGGAUGAGCCAGGUCAUGACUUUGUACCCCAGUAUCCAGGAUAAGGGGACUGGAGCACCUCCCCUAUAAAGACAAGCUCGGGAAGCUAGGGCUGUUCAGCCUGGAGAAGAGAAGUUUGCAUGGAGACCUCAUAAAAACCUUCCAGCAUCAGAAGAGAGCCUACAAGGAAGCCAGAGAUGGACUCUUAAUCAGGAAAUGCAGUGAUAGUACACAGUGGGAUGGCUUCAAACUGAGACAGGGUACGUUUAGAUUAGAUUUCAGGAUGAAAUUCUUAAUUCAUGUGUGGGUGGUGAGACAGAGCUUGCUCAGAGAAAUUGUGAAUGUCCCAUCCCUGGAAGUGUUUAAGGCCAGGUUGGAUGGGGCCCUGAACAAUCUGGUCUGGUGAAAGGUGUCCCUGCCCAUGGCAGCAGGGGUGUUGGAACUGCAGAAUU
This is a messenger RNA of Pyrgilauda ruficollis (rufous-necked snowfinch), 2385 nucleotides long. It is a transcript of the gene ZC3H12D, whose product is annotated as zinc finger CCCH-type containing 12D. Bases 194 to 2023 code for a protein of 609 amino acids. The record is from RefSeq and is a predicted model, not a curated record. Lineage: Eukaryota; Metazoa; Chordata; Aves; Passeriformes; Passeridae. Gene Ontology annotation, cellular component: cytoplasmic ribonucleoprotein granule; nucleus. Gene Ontology annotation, biological process: 3'-UTR-mediated mRNA destabilization; nuclear-transcribed mRNA catabolic process, RNase MRP-dependent. The transcript is spliced from 5 exons. Gene Ontology annotation, molecular function: metal ion binding; mRNA binding; RNA endonuclease activity.